AUGCUAGAGUCCGCCGGCGCCUCGAGCGAUGACAACCCCCAUCCAGGCGCACGCAGCAUUACCGACAUCACCUCGCAACAACCCCCGCUACCUCUCCCCGAACUAUGCGCCCAGAUUCACGACCGAGUCCACGCCUUCUUGAAUGCCGAGCCGAAAGAUGACAGGGUCAGAGCGGUACAGAGACAAAGUCGGAUAAGCCUGGGAGUCAUCGAGGAAGCGCUGAAGCGGUACAGCCCCGCCGAAAUCUCCCUCUCCUACAACGGCGGCAAAGACUGCCUCGUCCUGCUCCUCCUCUACCUCUGCGCUCUCCACACUCACCACCAUCCCCACCCCUCCACCUACCCUUCCACCCUCAACAGCGUCUACAUAAUCCCACCCCACCCCUUCCCCGCCGUGUCCUCCUUCGUCACCGCCACCGCCAGCACCUACCACCUCACACUCACCCGCCUCGCCCUCCCCAUGCGCGAAGCCUUCACCGCCUACCUAUCCUCCAACCCCUCCAUCCGAGCGAUAUUCGUCGGCACGAGACGGACGGAUCCUCACGGCGCCGAGCUCACGCAUUUCGACCCCACGGAUCGCGGGUGGCCGGAGUUCAUGCGCGUGCAUCCGGUGAUUGACUGGCGGUAUGCGGAGAUUUGGACGUUUAUAAGGGAGCUGGGGGUGGAGUAUUGUGGGUUGUAUGAUGAGGGGUAUACGAGUUUGGGGGGCAGGGAGGAUACGCAUCGGAAUCCGGCGUUGAAAGAAAGGGAAGGGGAGGGAUUUAGGCCGGCGUAUGAGUUGGUGGAGGAUGGGGAGGAGAGGUUGGGGAGGGAUUGGGGGGAGGGGCGGCCGUAG
Molecule: messenger RNA, 834 nt
Organism: Saxophila tyrrhenica
Lineage: Eukaryota; Fungi; Ascomycota; Dothideomycetes; Mycosphaerellales; Extremaceae
Gene: FAD1
Product: 3'-phosphoadenosine 5'-phosphosulfate sulfotransferase
Exons: 2
Coding region: 1-834 (277 amino acids)
Biological process (GO): FAD biosynthetic process
Molecular function (GO): FMN adenylyltransferase activity
Source: RefSeq, a predicted model, not a curated record